AUGGAGAACUUAAUUCUGGAAGAGAAAUAUAAAAGUCUCUUGAAUAAAUCUAACCAUGAAAAAAAUAUUCUUAUAAAAGAGUCUGAGGCCCUUAGAAAUAAGUUAGAGAAACUCGAAGGUGCAUACAUCGAAAAGGAAAAAGAAGUGGCGACAAUAAUUCAAGAAAAAGAACAUCUCGAAGAUGGACUCAACAAAAUGAGGAGAGAAAAUGAAAAUUUGAGCGAUGAAAUUGUGAAACUUAACGAAAGAAUUGUGGACUUGACAGAUUUAUCCAAAACGUAUAGGAAAAUGAUAAAAAACAGGAACCAGGAAUUGCAACACUCGAACCUUUUAGUUUCUGAAAAUAUGAAUCUACGAAAUAUCAUAGAAAUCUCGAAUAACGAAAAAUUAGAAAUAGAGUCAGAACUUGAGAAGAAAAAAAACAUCAUACAUGUGAUUAAGGAUAAGUAUAAAAAUAACAUAAGCAGGUUGCUUGAUAAAUUCGAUGAAAAGGACAAAGACAUACACGAUCUUCAAACUUUUGUCGUAAAUGAAUUGCACAAUUUAAAAGUUCUUAUCCGAAGAGAAAAAGAAAAUACAUUUUAUGAUGACAGCAUACGGGAUGACACAAUAUUAAAUAUAAGCCUUCACUUAGAUAUGAUAAUUAAAAAGAUGGAGGAAAAAAUGAAAAUAUCGGUGGCCAAGUAG
Molecule: messenger RNA, 687 nt
Organism: Plasmodium gonderi
Lineage: Eukaryota; Apicomplexa; Aconoidasida; Haemosporida; Plasmodiidae
Product: conserved Plasmodium protein, unknown function
Exons: 8
Coding region: 1-687 (228 amino acids)
Source: RefSeq, a predicted model, not a curated record